AUGACCGGGGAAAGUGGUGUUGCUGGGAACUGCCCAAAGGUCCCCUCAUCUCCGCAGGAUGAGAAGAUGACUCGCCGAGAACAUUAUAUGGCCUUAGCUGGUUGCGCCUUAACGGGUACGAUGACCUUAAUCCCGUUUCAGUUCGUCGCAGUAAUGCUACCUGUUCUCUCGAAUCACUUCCUUGAAGGAAAACAGCUGGGCAACUCUAUGCUUGGGUUGUACCAGCUAAUAUGCGUGAUCAGCCUUCUAGUAAUUCUCAAGAUAGGAGCUCUCCACAAGUGGCUUAUUCAAGGGGGGCUCUUCUUAUCAUUGGCGUGUAUGGCCGCUUUACCUCCAGUGUUCUUCUAUGGAGCACUAAACUGCCGUAUUGCCUUUGCUCACAUAAUUCUAGGCCUCUUGGGCGCAUGCAACGGGGCUUUACAGUCUUCUGGGUUUGCUAGAGCGGCAAUUCUGCCUCGGAAUUAUGUCGGCACAACUUCUAUAGGACAGGCAGUUGCAGGUUUAGUGGCCUUCGUCGUUACAGCCAUCCUUAUGAAUGGAGUGUUCGACAUGGACAAGGAGAUUGACGUGAAGUGGUUUUGCAGCAUAUGUUGCGGCAUAUCGGUGCUACUGUGCGUUCUUUCAAUGAUGUACAUGCACUUUUUCCUGAACGCGAAGGUAUGCGUACAGUCUGUGAAUAACGCGCUAGAAGGUAAAUCAGAUGCAAAAACUGUACCAGAUGACACUCCCACAAGUGUUGUUGAUCUGGAGGAAUCGAAGGUCAGACAGAGCAGUGGACCUGCCGGCAGUCAGGACGAGUCGCUGUUACCGCCAAGACCUUGGCUGACGAUGAUAAAGGGUUCAUGGUGGGAACUGCUCAGUCUAUUUUUAGUGUUUUUCAUAACAUUUUCUCUGUUUCCCAAAGUUGGCCCCGUUUCAUUCAACUUCGAAGGAAAAAGCCCAUCGAAGAUGGUGUUGCUUUUCGGCAUGGAAUUUGUAGGCGAUUUCUUGGGCCGAUCCUGUCUAACACUCCCGAACUUACAUUCCGCAUUUGGUUUUCUGUUUCUUCCGCGCAAUGGCACCAUCAUUGCGUCGUUCUUGCGCCUAAUCUUUUACGUCCCCUUCCUCAUGGCCAUGAAGAUGGAGAAUGUUCCGUUUAUAAACAACUUCGUGUGGCUCAUGAUCAUUCAGCUUCUCCUCGCCUUCACCCUUGGCUGGAUCGGGACUCUGACUCUCAUUCACUGCUCCCUAUCUGUUACCCGAGUUUCCGAAAAGGCUCGCAUGGGAUCUCUUUCUACUAUAGUUCUUGCUGUAGCCAUAGGAAUUGGCCUAUAUGUUGCUUUGGCAUUCUAG
This is a messenger RNA of Eimeria necatrix, 1332 nucleotides long. RefSeq names its product adenosine transporter, putative. Gene Ontology annotation, cellular component: plasma membrane. NCBI's taxonomy places the organism in Eukaryota, Apicomplexa, Conoidasida, Eucoccidiorida, Eimeriidae. The record is from RefSeq and is a predicted model, not a curated record. Gene Ontology annotation, biological process: nucleoside transmembrane transport. Bases 1 to 1332 code for a protein of 443 amino acids. Gene Ontology annotation, molecular function: nucleoside transmembrane transporter activity. The transcript has a single exon.